Molecule: messenger RNA, 357 nt
Organism: Colletotrichum truncatum
Lineage: Eukaryota; Fungi; Ascomycota; Sordariomycetes; Glomerellales; Glomerellaceae
Source: RefSeq, a predicted model, not a curated record
AUGUUCGUUCGCCCAGCUCUCUUCGAGGGCAGUCCAUCAUCGCUUCGGAGGCCCAGGUGGCGGAGGCGCAUCUGUCGGCGUGCCACGAAAUUGGUUCUUCAGCUCUUGGAUAAAAUAGUGACCGAAACCUCGUCCCUCAGGAUCAGCUACCCCAUCUCCAACGUUAGCCCCGCUGUUGCCAUCAGAUUCCUUGCUGUCGAUGCAUCACAACAUACCCGACGCCUGGCCCUGGCGCAGUGGCUCAUGGGGCAGUGGUCCAUUCUGCUUCUCGUCGAUAUACCGAUGGAUUCGGCCGACGCCGCGAUGGAAUCCGGGGCUUCGGAGGAUCUGCGAGCGGGUCUUUUGUUAGCAGGCUAG